AUGACUCAAAUCAAACGACAACUAAGUUUAACUCAAUCGAUUGAUGUGGAAAUGAAAAAGCUACGAACAAGAUUGAGUGAUGAAAGUACAUCGCAUACAUGUUUUGAAAAUUUAUCCAAUGAAGUUUUGUACGAAAUAUUGGACUAUAUUGAUGCUUAUGAUAUAUAUGAAUCAUUUUCAAAUCUUAGUAAUCGUUUAGAAAACCUUAUCAUUUCUUCAUCAAUUUUACUUCGAAUAAAAGUUAAUUCAGAAGCGCUACUCGAAGAUCGUUGUCAACAUGUUAUUAUUCCAAAUUCACAUCGUAUUCUUUCCCUUCAUUUUCGGGGUCAUCCGUGGGGUGAAUUAUUAAUUGAUAAGUUCUUUAAUCAUUGUAUUAUUGAUUCAUCAUUUCAUCGUCUUGAAUCAAUCCUUCUCAAUGACAUCAAAAAAGAGAAACUACUUACGACUCUUUUUUAUUUAAAUGCUUUACCUCGUCUCUUUUCACUAACCAUUUAUAUCAAUGAUGAUGAUUAUUAUGAUCUUGGAAAUAUUUAUUCACUAAUUUUUUCUUUACCUACAUUAAAAUAUAACCAACUGGCAACACAUGCCCGUGAAAUCCAAAUUACUAUUCCACAUGCAAUCAAUAAAAAAUCUAGUACAAUCGAACAUUUAGUGGUACAUCAUCCUUGUACUUUUAAUCAACUAAAUUCUCUACUUCAUUAUACACCACAACUUCGUCAUCUGUCUUGUUAUCCAGUGAUUGAAUCAGAUGAAAAUUUCAAAAACGAUUUAUCGACAAGUUUACCACAUUUAAAAUUCGUUAAUUUUGAAGAAGUUUCUGCUCCGUUUGACGAAUUUGAAGUGUUUAUCACGAAAAUAUCCUCUCAAUUACAAAUAUUGAAAAUUUAUACACUUCAGAAUAGAACUUAUCUUGAUGGUAACCGCUGGGAACAAUUGAUUAAAGAAUAUAUGCCUCAAUUAGAAAAAUUCUACUUUAAUUUUACUCAGGAUAUUGAUGAUGAUAGAGAGAUAAAUUUAAGUGAUUCAACUGAUGGAUUCAUUAAUCGAUUUAAUUCACCAUUUUGGUCUGAACGAAAAUGGGUUCGUGAGAUAGAAGUAUAUUGUGAAUCAAUGGUUUUUUCAAUUCAUCCAUAUAAAAAAGAAUGGAUCGAUCUUCGUGAACAUACGAAUAUUGACACGUAUUCGAAACAAAAUUCGACAAAAGAUAAUUAUAUUUCUAAUCGAGAAAAAACUGACCAUGGUAUUAUACAAUUGACUAUCUUGGAUUAUGAAGAUAUCGGACUUAAUGGGCAAUCUAUUAAGAAAUUAAAAUCUGCUUUGGAAGCGAUUCAAUUUACUCAUUUAAAUAUAGAUGAUGAUACCAUGUCUAUUAACAUGUUACUCGGUAUUCUACAUUUGUUACCGAAUAUUGAAUCAUUAAAACUCUCAUCUAUACCAAUAGUUAAGUUAGAAUCUUUAUUUAUUGAACAUACCAGAAAUCAUCUAUCAGUAUUGGCUAUUAACAAAAUAACAAAAGUCAAACUUGGUCAAGUUAUAGAAGAAGAAGAAAUUGAAUUUUUUAUCAAUCUUUGUCCACAUAUAGAAUAUCUUGAAGUAGGCUGUAUGUCAUAUACAGAUGUUCCAUCACUUAUGAAAUUUAUUUUAAUGAAUCGAAUGACACGUAUUCCUAAUCUCUGCUUCAUUAUUCAUAUGGCAAAUGAAAACUUGGUUAGAACUUUAGCAAAUAUAAUGGAUUCCGAGACAGUUAAUGAUAAGUAUACAAUUCAGCGUAGUGGCAACAAAAUAAGUGUGCAUUGGAAAUUAUAA
Messenger RNA from Adineta steineri, 1806 nucleotides. NCBI's taxonomy places the organism in Eukaryota, Metazoa, Rotifera, Eurotatoria, Adinetida, Adinetidae. The record is from the annotation of a GenBank genome assembly.